AUGGCGAAUGAGGAUCUGGUUUCAUGGAAUGCAAUACUGUCAGGUUACUCUCAAGAGGGAAAUCAUGGGCUUGAGGCGAUUUUUGUCUUUAUUGAGAUGGUGGGAGAAUGGAUGGGGUUAGAUCAUGUCUCAUUUACUGGUGCAGUUUCAGCUUGCGGUCAUGAAAUGAAUUUAGAACUUGGGAAACAGAUACAUGGCUUGACAAUUAAAUCAGGAUGUGGAAGUCAUGUUUCAGUUUGUAAUGUAUUUUUCUCGACAUAUUCAAAGUGUGAGGAUAUGGAAGUCAUGGCGAAAUGA
This is a messenger RNA of Prunus armeniaca (apricot), 297 nucleotides long. The record is from the annotation of a GenBank genome assembly. NCBI's taxonomy places the organism in Eukaryota, Viridiplantae, Streptophyta, Magnoliopsida, Rosales, Rosaceae.